GGUUUUUGUGGAGAUAAAUUUUUUGGAUGGAAUUUAUACAGAUCAAGAUCGGGAAACUAAAUUCAUUUAGUCUGAUAUAUUUCGAUAAUCGCAAUAACAAUUCAACUCCACAACUUCUAGGAAAACAACAGAAUGGCUUCUACAAAACCCCUUGUUCUCAUCAUUGGAGGCACAGGCGUCCAAGGCAUGCCCGUAGUUAAAGGCAAGUACUAAUAAGACCAAUAUACACCCCCAAACAUCAACUAACACUCCCUCAGAACUAGCUCAAGAUGGCGCCUACAACAUUCGCCUCGUAACUCGACGUGCCGACUCUCCACACGCGCAAGAACUGGCACGGCUUCCAGGGGUGACUAUUGUCGAAGGAGAUAUCUACUCCGAGCAUGACCUCCAUAGAUUCUUCUCUGGAUGUACCCAUGCCUUCAUCAACACCAAUGGUGGCGCCAUUGGUGAAAAAGGUGAAAUCUAUUGGGGCAUCCGUUAUUACGAAAUCGCACGCACACACAAAUUGCAACACUUCUUGUACUCCAGUCUUGAGUAUUCGCUUAAGAUCUCUGAUUUUGAUAAUGAUUAUAGAGAUGGUCAUAUGGAUGCGAAAGCUAAGGUUGCGGAUUGGAUUAGUGUGCAGGAUAAGGAGAAGAUGAAGUGGAGUGUUUUGACUAGUUGUUUGUAUAUGGAGAUGUUGAAUGAGCUUUUAGCUCCUCAUCCUGAUAAGGACGACCCCGAGACUUUGGCUUUUGUUGCGCCGUUGGGCCCAAAAGGAAGUGCGCCGUUGAUUGCUUUAGAAGACUUUGGGAAAUAUGCCAGAUGGGUGUUUGAUCAUCCCAAUCGCAGCAAUGGACUUAACCUCCAUGUUGCUUCCCAGGAAGUUGUUUGGGCUGAUAUUCCAGCCGCUUUUAAUGAAGCAACCGGGAAGAAAGCGGUAUAUAGAGAUGUGACGGUUGAUGGCUGGUUUGAACUUGGCCUCUUCCCAGAUCCAGAUGCGAAGUUUGGGCAUAGUGCUCCCGGGGAUGAAGGAACGUUGCGAACUUAUAGGGAGAAUUUUGGUGGGUUCUGGAGAUUCUGGAAGAGUGGCAAGGUAAGAAAGGAUUGGGCUUUGAUGGAUGAAAUUUUGCCGGGAAGGAUCAAGUCGGUGGGCGAGUGGAUGAGGAAGAGUGAGUAUGAUGGAAAUAUCAAGCCCUUAUUACAUGACUUUCACCAGAAAAAAAGAGAUGCCUAAGGAAAAUGAAGUUCGAUAGGGCUUCGA
Molecule: messenger RNA, 1243 nt
Organism: Botrytis cinerea B05.10
Lineage: Eukaryota; Fungi; Ascomycota; Leotiomycetes; Helotiales; Sclerotiniaceae
Exons: 1
Coding region: 584-1216 (210 amino acids)
Source: RefSeq, a predicted model, not a curated record